Vitrella brassicaformis is the source of this 1135-nucleotide messenger RNA. Lineage: Eukaryota; Vitrellaceae. The record is from the annotation of a GenBank genome assembly.
CAGGGUCCAUCCAUGUCUGACAGGCAAAUUCGAUUCAUGCAUGCGUCCCGACUGAGAAACCCGUGACAUAGGGAAAACUGCACCCAAGACGACAAAAAACGGGGAAAAACAGGCCCAACCAGUCAGUGUGCAACUGCCUCGAUCGAUGCACUAUACAUAAAGUCCUCUCGCCACAAACACACACAUGCCCACCCCUCCCUGUCUGUCGCAUGAUCUCGUGCUAGCGAAACGCCUAUCUAAGGAAUCAGACCACCUACAGACAUACAAAAUCCUCUCACGACGCACAGCUGCCUGAGGAUGUAAUGCACGCACACCCGACUCCCAAACAACACCACCAUGCAGUCUUUUCCUGUUCAUUCAGGCGCGAUCUUUCUUGACGCGAGGUCCCGUCCAGAGGACCACCCAGGGCAGCGCCACCAGUGUCCACACCAUCGUCCUGGCGAAACGCGCAAAAUCGUGGUCGUCCACCUCGACACUCGCCAGCCGUAUGAGCAGAUCCGACACGCUCAAACUGCACGCGCGCGCGCGGAGAGAGAAACAGAGGCAUAGAACAUCCUUUCUUAUGCAGCCAGGGCAGUUCCGUGGGAAACGAUCUGCUCACUCAUUGCUCCAGAUGUCGAUGGCGUGCGAGUACUGGGCCAGCACAGGCACGACGUUGUCCAGGAACUUGGCCUGCAUCAUGCCAAUGGUCCACCCGAGCGCCCAGGCAACGCCCUGCUUGUUGGCCUGGACGUAGGCAUUGAUCAUGAGCGCCAACGUCCCGCCCAAGCACGCCGCAACCGCAUCCCGCGAUGUCAGGCCGAUGGCAGUCAUUCCGACGGCAGUCAGUGGCCGCAUUCUCUGUCGGUGCAGUGCAUGUGAAGACGCGUGUGUCAGAGGUGCGUGGGCGGGCCGGAUGAAGGCGCCACGCGUCAGCAGGGGCGACAGGAGAGAUACAAGCAGAAGGCGGAAGCUGCAAACACCAGCACGCGCUUGCGAGUAGACAUUGACUGUAUGCCAGUGGUUUCUCACCUCAACGCCACCAUACUGUCUGAGCCUCGGGAUCUUGCUGCAAGCCGUUCAAAGAUGCGCGCACGCAGUGUGGCCGACGACGAGGUGUGCCCGAGUCGGAGGCUUCAUACAUAAUACAUUGGAG